AUGGCUCUUCUUGACGUUUGCGGAGUGUCAGAUUGGGUUAAAGAAGAUGGAUUUAGUGCAGAAAGAGCAUCAGUGGAUAAAGUCAAUCACUUCAACUUCGCUGCUCACAGGCAGGAGUUUGCGGUACCAGUCGGCGUUGAUCCUGCAGAGUUUCUUAAGCCACUCUCAGAUAGUGCAGAUGGGGUGGAGGGUGUGAAGAUCAAGCUGGACCAUGGAACCACAACUCUGGCCUUUAAAUUCCAGCAUGGGGUGAUGGUGGCAGUGGACUCCAGAGCCUCUGCAGGGUCCUACAUUGCCACUCAAAUGGCUAACAAGGUGAUCGAGAUUAACCCCUACCUGCUGGGGACGAUGUCAGGGAGUGCAGCUGACUGUAUGUACUGGGAGAGAUUGCUGGCCAAGGAGUGCAGGAUAUACAAACUGAGGAACAAGGAGAGGAUCUCUGUGUCUGCUGCUUCCAAGCUGCUGGCUAACAUGGUGGCCAGCUACAGAGGGAUGGGCCUCUCCAUGGGCACCAUGAUCUGUGGCUGGGACAAGAAGGGCCCAGGGCUGUUCUACGUGGAUGAGACUGGACUGCGGCUGAGUGGGAACAUGUUCUCCACCGGCUCGGGCAGGAACUACGCCUACGGAGUGAUGGACAGCGGCUACAGGUAUGACCUGACCGUGCCGGAGGCCUACGAUCUGGCCCAGAGAGCUGUAUUUCAUGCCACUUGCAGAGAUGCCUACUCCGGGGGAACAGUCAACAUGUAUCACAUGAGAGAGGAUGGCUGGAUCAAAGUUUCCCAGGAAGAUGUUGGGGAACUUUACCAGCAAUUUGCCAAUGAGAAGAAAUAA
Molecule: messenger RNA, 831 nt
Organism: Megalops cyprinoides (Indo-Pacific tarpon)
Lineage: Eukaryota; Metazoa; Chordata; Actinopteri; Elopiformes; Megalopidae
Gene: psmb8a
Product: proteasome 20S subunit beta 8A
Exons: 6
Coding region: 1-831 (276 amino acids)
Cellular component (GO): proteasome core complex
Molecular function (GO): threonine-type endopeptidase activity
Source: RefSeq, a predicted model, not a curated record